Molecule: messenger RNA, 4023 nt
Organism: Notothenia coriiceps (black rockcod)
Lineage: Eukaryota; Metazoa; Chordata; Actinopteri; Perciformes; Nototheniidae
Gene: skila
Product: SKI-like proto-oncogene a
Exons: 8
Coding region: 207-2504 (765 amino acids)
Biological process (GO): negative regulation of transforming growth factor beta receptor signaling pathway; negative regulation of transcription by RNA polymerase II; negative regulation of BMP signaling pathway
Cellular component (GO): cytoplasm; transcription regulator complex; nucleus
Molecular function (GO): SMAD binding; DNA-binding transcription factor activity, RNA polymerase II-specific; RNA polymerase II cis-regulatory region sequence-specific DNA binding
Source: RefSeq, a predicted model, not a curated record
AAGACCCCGCUGAAGAGAGGACGGCCGUCACCGCGCUGCGUUUUCAGGAAGCAGAUCAGAAAAUAGAAAACUUCAGUCAUCAUCAUGCAUGUGUGUCACUACCAGAAGAUUUGUGUAAUUUGAAGAGACUUAAGGACAAUAGAAGGCUUGGAGGAAUACAAGAAUUCAGUCAGCUGAAAGAAACAACAAUAACACAGUCCCUAAACAUGGUCAGCACCCAGACCAGUUUGAAAACCCCUUUCAAAGACUUGACCUCAUUCAAGGGCAACAUGAAACGUCUGUACAGAGAGCGACUGGAAGACGCGCCCAUCAAGAAGCGAGUUAUGGCGGAGAUCAACCUGAAGCGUCGCAGCUUGGAUUCCCUCCCCAAAACUCCCAAGGUGAAAAGGGAGUUUAUCGAAGAACUGUGUCAUGACGACAUGGAUGUGGAGGGCCGGGCUGAACUGCACAUGGUGGGCUCUGCUAAAGCCCUGGACCUGAGCCCUGGGCUCAAACACACAUUGGCCCAGUUCACCCUCAGCAGCCAGAGCUCCCUCGGGGGCCCAGCUGCCUUCUCAGCCCGCACCGGCCACGAGCAUUCCCCGGCCGGCAUGCCUCCCCUGCCCUCCCCUCCUGUUCUGGGAGGGGGCCCUCUGCUGGUUCCCUGUGACAGCUCCACUGAACUCACCCACUCGCUGCUGGAAGGAGAGUCCAUCUCCUGCUUCGUCGUCGGGGGAGAGAAGCGUCUUUGCCUGCCCCAGGUGCUCAACUCCGUGCUCCGCGACUUCUCGCUGCAGCAGAUCAACACUGUGUGCGAUGAGCUCUACGUCUACUGCUCGCGUUGUGAUGCUGAGCAGCUGCACAUCCUCAAGGUGCUGGGCAUAUUGCCGUUCAACGCACCGUCCUGUGGCCUCAUUACACUGACGGAUGCACAGAGGUUGUGCAAUGCUCUGCUGCGUCCUGGGGCGACAUUGCCCUCUGACCCCAGCGGUAAGCUGUCAACCCAGGGCCUGCUGAAGGAGAGCGAAGCCAGUUUCCAGGUGGAGCACCAGUGUUUGGGGAAGUGCCAGGGUCUCUUUGUGCCCCAAUUCUACACCCAGCCGGAGGCCCACUGUAUCCAGUGCAUUGAGUGCCAGUUGCUCUUUUCACCGCAGAAGUUUGUCAUGCAUUCACACAAGUCACCCGAUAAGAGGACCUGCCACUGGGGCUUUGACUCGGCCAAGUGGCCCUGCUACCUGCUGCUUGCCAGGAAGUACCAAGGCAUGCCAGAGGAGCCAAAGCUCAAGCAGCUCCUAGAUGAGGUCAAAGAGAAGUUCCACUACCAGCUCAAGAGGUCGCUAGAAAAAAGGGCAGAGGAUGAGGAGGAGGAGAGCCAGGUGAGGAAACCCCCGGCAGAUCUCUGCUCCCCCAGCAGCAAGUUGGCCGAGUCCGACCCUGCAAGAAAGGGGAACACAUCUCCACCUGCUCUGGUGUUCAAUCGUCUUUUCUCUGACAUCAAGGAGGAGCCAGAACACCCCUCCCUGGUCCAUCCCAGUUACUACGUGUACACAUACGAUAAGAUGGUUGCUCCCAACGUGUCUCUGCAAAGGGAGGCGGAGAUGAGCCCCGAGAUGUUCGGAGCGCUGCUCAAACACCACUACAGCCGCAGAGCGCUGGGACACGACGAGCCGCCCAUGGAUCUUCACGCGUCGCCUCCCGUCGCUGCUUGCGCCGAGGAGACCAAAUCCCAUCGUGCCGUUGCUGCCUCGGCCACAGAGCGGGAAUGCCAAACCCAGGCAGUUUCCAUGGCGACAAGCAGCCCAAGCUGCAAGAAAGCCACCCACACCCCCGCCCACUCCCCUCCUCCUGCUCCCACUCCUGUGUCGUUGUUGUCGCCGGUAACGGAAGUAGCGGUUAAGGACACGGGCUCUGCUGCGAGCGGCGCUGCAGUGGUGGGGGGGGUGGAGGACGACAAGGACAGGAUUGUGGUGGAGAUCAUGCAGAUGUACGGCAGGCAGCAGGAGAAGCUCAACUCCACCCUGCACAAGCAGCUGCAGCUGGAAAUGGAGCUGGAGGCGGUGCGUGGGGGCGAGGCGGCCCGGCUACGAGAGCUGAGCGCCGAGCAGAGGGAGCUGCGCUGCGAGCUGGAGGCCGUGCACAGCGAGCAGGCGCGACAGCUCAGCCAGGCCCGCCAGGAGCAGCUGGAGCUGGAGACCCGUCUGGAGCAGCUCCGGCAGCAGGCCUGCGCCUGCGAGCCGGGCGCUCAGCGCCAGCAAGAGGCCCACUACACCGCACAGUUGUCGGAGCUCCGUCAGAGGCUGGAGCGGGCGGAGGCCGACCGGCAGGAGCUGCAGGAGGAGCUGCGCCAUGAGCGGGAGGCGCGGGAAAAGCUAGAGCGCACAAUCAGCCAGCUCAAGCAGCAGAUGGUGCAGUCUGCCACGGUGGGAGGCAGCCCCUCUCCUCCUCUUACCCCUUCAACCGGACCCCCUAACGCCCACUCCCCACACUCCUCCUUCUCAGAGGCCCCAGCGGCUGGCCAAAAGUAACUGCCACCCCCCCUCAGGCGCCUCCCUCAUUCAUCUCCCCGUUACCCGCCAACUCUACAGACACAAACAGCCUGAAGCUGAACGGCUGUUUUGAAGUUGAGCAUCUCCCCCUUGCCUCCAGUGUAGGACUGACUUUUGAUUUUGUAAUUUAACAUCACUUAAAUGUUGUGUUUUUUUUAUUUUUGCUUUCUUUUGCUCCCCUAUCCUGUCUUUAAAUUGUAUUUAAAGAUGUUUUUGGGGCAUGUAUGUUUGAUUUAAUUUAUAGUUUUUACUGAACAAACAGCUGCUUCACAGACGGGAGUUUGGUAGAGACAAACUCAACCCAUCAUGAUUUCCCCCUCACGACUGUCUCCCUCCUCUCCCACCCGUCUCUCUGGAUUCUGGAGCUCAUGCCUUGGAGAUUUCAGACUCCAGCCCGGACACACAGACUCGUCGUGCUACUACCUGGCACAGCAGCCGGUGCCAUCGGACACAAAAUGGCGCCCGGUUGCAUGCCCCUUCUCCAUCUCUCUCUGUACCUACAGCCCAAACACUCGAGUACCAGCGACUGCAGGAAACUGCAUGGACAUUUUAAUACAGUUUUGUUUUGUUGCUCCUUAUAAAACACAGAAAGAAAAAGUCUAAUAUGUCAAAUACAUCAAAUCUAUAUGGAGGAGAAAGACCUUUACUGUACAAAAAAAAGACCUCAUGAAAAUAUGCCAAUUGUGACGCUGAACUUGGAAUGAGUGUUUUGAGUGGGACCCUUUCAAGGUAGCUAGCUAACUCUUCUGGCCUGGACUCCAGCUGCUCCUCACACCCUUUCCUCUUCCCUCUUCCUCCGCUGUAUGCUAGCGAUUGCCCUCUGCUGGAAAACUCCUUAACACUGUGGUUUUCACCCACUUUAGGCUAGACAGGAAACACUGUGCUCUUUUCUUGGCUUGGCUUGGAAGAAGCUCACGAGCGGUGUUAUGCACUUAACACGCUCUCCUCCCCCAGAAUCCCCUGGGAGAGGAAUGUGUCGGGACUCGGGGGGCCGGUUGUGUAGCUUUUCUAAGAAAGAGGGAAGUCUCACAUGUGCAGUAGCUAGCUGCACUGUGUUACCAUAAUAAUACAUGCAACAUCCCCGAGUGUGUCGGUGCAGAACAACGGGGCAGAGGAUCAAAGCUCCGGGCUGUCCCUGUUUUCGGGGGUCCUCUUUUUGUAUCGUUUGACUUCAUUGUCAACAGACGUUUUUUAUGCAGCGCCCCGGUUUGUCAGAGCUUCAUCUAGGAACGUGGGUGGCAGGUGAAAGCCGUUAGUCUGCGGUGGUUUGGGUCUGGCCCCCUGCUUCACGUUAUUCUGCCUGGCUGAACAAACAGCACCGGCAGGAAGGGGAGGCGAGGAUUGAGGGGAACUCGGGGGGCACUGGUGCUUUCCCCCUGUUGCAGGCUGGGUGGCCGAGACGCCAGGGGGACACGGGGAGCCCGUUUUUUUGUUUUGUACCUUUUUAGAAUGGGGGCAGCUGUUGUUGCCUGUGGGCCUCUGAUCGCCCUCCACUGAG